Messenger RNA from Strongylocentrotus purpuratus (purple sea urchin), 2632 nucleotides. It is a transcript of the gene allc, whose product is annotated as allantoicase. Gene Ontology annotation, molecular function: allantoicase activity. The coding region runs from base 129 to 1283 and encodes 384 amino acids. Gene Ontology annotation, biological process: allantoin catabolic process. NCBI's taxonomy places the organism in Eukaryota, Metazoa, Echinodermata, Echinoidea, Camarodonta, Strongylocentrotidae. The record is from RefSeq and is a predicted model, not a curated record. The transcript has 12 exons.
GACUCUCUAUGCUUAGCUUUGCUGGAGUGCCAGCGGGGUGCAGAUUAAAAACAAUUUUUUUUAUACCACCAACAGCUUAGAAGGCCUAUAGCAAUAAGGUUGUUGCAGCGUUGCUGUGGAUCAAGGAAAUGGCAAAUUUACCCAGCUUUGUCAAUCUGACGGACCUCGUCUCUCGCAAGGUUGGUGGAGAGGUUCUUUUCGCCACAGAUGACUGGUUUGCUGUCGCAGAAAAUCUUCUUAAGGAGGAUGAGCCUGUUUGGUGGGAAGGUGAAUUCACUGACUUCGGUAAGAAGAUGGAUGGAUGGGAAACGAGACGAAAACGCAUCCCGGGUCACGACUGGUGCAUCAUCAAACUUGGUAUACCAGGUGUCAUCCGUGGUGUCGAUGCUAACACCAGACACUUCACAGGAAACUAUACACCCAGACUGUCCAUCCAGGCUGCUUGUUUGACACCAGAUGUGGAAUUCCCAGAUCGAUCUAGUGCUAUGGGGUCCAAAGCAACUGAAGAACAGUUUGAGGAAAUGAAGAAAUUGCAAACAGAGUCUUGGGAGGAGAUAAUUCCAAUGAAGCCCCUAAGGUCUGGUACUGAGGAAACCUGUAACAACUAUUUCAGCAUCGACAGCGAGAAAAGAUGGACCCAUAUCAGACUCAAUAUGUUUCCAGAUGGUGGAAUAGGAAGACUGAGGGUCUACGGUGAUGCCAAACCAAACUGGUCAGAAAUUGAUCAGAAUUCUUUGAUUGAUCUGGUAGCAGUAGAGAAUGGUGGAGUGUGCGUCGGAUUCAGUGAUGCCAAGUUCUGCUUCCCUAAGAACUUAAUCACCAAGGAAAGAUCUGUGACAAUGGCUGACGGAUGGGAGACAGCUAGACAGCGUGACAGACCAGCAAUCCUUGAGAUGGGUAGUGAUGGUGUGUUGGAAUUCACAAGCAGAGAUUGGGCCGUGUUUCGCCUUGGUACAAAGGGCAUUAUAGAGAGGAUUGAAGUGGAUACAAAUCAUUUUAAAGGGAAUUACCCAGAUUCCUGUACAGUUGAAGGAUGUGUCCUGACAGAGCAAGAGGAGAAGUAUGGUCAGACUGCUAGGCCAGACAGACCUCACGGUGAUUUUGAUUCCUUCGACUGGAGAGCCAUUCUACCACCUGCCAAGCUUUCUGCCCACAAGAGACAUCACUACAGAAAGGAUGCAUUGACCAACAUCGGACCUGUCACUCAUAUCCGAUUGACCAUGAAACCAGACGGUGGUAUAAGCAGACUCAGACUAUGGGGCCGCAUGUCAUCCAGAAUCUGAAAUGAAUGUUCACUCACUCAGUGAUAGAAGCAAAGCAGAUGGAAGAUUUUAAAAUCAAAAUUUUUAUAUAAACAUUUAGGUACAAAGGUUUUUCUCGAUAUAUUUUUAUGCCAUAUAGAUAUGUAUUAUUAAAUUGAUAUAGGGCGCCGCUCAGCUGGCGACCACCAUCAGCAUUUUGUCUCCUACUUUUUCGAUAGUUUUUGUGGUUAUUCUCCUCUAAGAGUCAGAUUUUGUGAGAGGAGAUCGAACGAGAGAGUCGGGAAAGACGAGAGGAGGGGGAGUGUGCCUUUGACUGAUAUAAAUUGUUUGUUCGAACAGAGACUCAUGUCCAAAACAAACAAAAUCAUGAAAGAUCAAAGUCACCCUCUCAACACCCAGUAUUCUUUCAACCGUUCUGGAAUUUGAUUAAACGUCCCACGCACAAACCGAGCACGCUUCCGCCAAUCCUUCGUACCAAACUCUAUCCACAUGUUCAACCAAUUCAUUAAGAGAUAAUAAUAAUUAUAAUCAUAAUAAUAUUAAUAAUAAUAACAAUAGCAAUAAUGAUCAUAAUUAUUUGAAUUUAUAAACUGUUAUCAUAAAGCUAUUUCAAAGAUAUUUCUAAUCAUCUAAUCAAGUUUAACAAUUUUGGAUGGCUUAAACAAUUUUGUAUUAUUUAUGUGAAAUUAACAAUUAACAAUUAAAGUAAGCAUCAUUAUUAUUUCCAUACAUGUAUUCAUAUUUCAAUGAUCCAUUAUUGCACUUUUAUAUCAGCAUUUUCCUGAAAAUAUUUUGUAUUAUGUUCAACUCUUUUUCAAUUUUUUUAAAAUUUCACAUUCAAGUUUAUGUUUUUGUCUUAAUAGAAUUGUUAAAUACAUGUAGAUGUGACAAUUUCCACCAAUAGGACUUUGAUAUGUCCUUAAAAAGGCAACCCUGCUGGGUGUCAUGGUGAUGUAUUUUAUCAUUUUUGUUUUGUUUUAGAGGACCUUCCAAAUUAUAUAUAGAACCAAGUUCAAGGAUCAUAUUGAGAAAAUUUGUCUUUGUUACGUUUAUGUAAAGUGAUAUCAGUUUUUGCUUUUUAAAAGUAGUUUUAUACACUGAGAGAAAGGUGAUUGUUUGACCUUUAAAUUUUGACAAUGUGACUCGAGGUGGGAAGGGGGCUUUUUCUUUUUCGUAUGUGUGAAGAUGAAUCAUAUUAAUUUUCUGUUUAAUUAACUGUUAGAUUAUUAGAUACGAUCCAAUGCUGAAAUCUGUAAGAUAAUUCCAUGUACAAUAACCAAAGGUGUGAUCAUGAAACCAAAUUCUUUAAAUCAUAUUGUAUGCAAUGACUGCUUAUUUACAUACAUAGAUAUCAAGUAUAUGAAGAUAUG